This is a messenger RNA of Aspergillus candidus, 1086 nucleotides long. Its product is annotated as germin family protein. Lineage: Eukaryota; Fungi; Ascomycota; Eurotiomycetes; Eurotiales; Aspergillaceae. Gene Ontology annotation, cellular component: cell wall. The transcript has 3 exons. Gene Ontology annotation, molecular function: manganese ion binding. The record is from RefSeq and is a predicted model, not a curated record. The coding region runs from base 300 to 998 and encodes 232 amino acids.
GGGCAGUUCAUGCUCGCCGUCGUGUAAGCUGCUGGUCAGGCCCCAUUGCGGCUGAGCAGAAUGAUAGGGAUUAGAAUUCGAUUUGGAAUACCUCAUCCUAUUCCUGCCAGGUAGCGUCGGAUUGGGGUUGCCCAAACACAAAGAUGAAAAAGCCAGAAGAUAUUUAAGGGCCUCGAAGGGCCGCCCUCUUCACUCAUCAGUAUCCAGCAACGUCAAAAGCAAAGCAACACAUCAACAUCACUGACUACUUUCAAAGUCUCGCACAAGAAACCUUUUGAAAUUUAUCUUCAAUAGCCAUCAUGCUUCUCGAAACUUCCCUACACUCUCUGUUCGCGGUGAUGGUCGCCGUCGCCUUGCCAGCAACGGCCGCACCUCAGCCGAUCACCAAGAGCUCAACAUCAGAACUCAGCUUGACGGCUAAACUCCGUCUCGCAGACAGUGCGACCGAACGUUACAAUCUCUUGCCAAAAGACGAGGACUUCGUCUUCAAGUUCUCAGAGAAAGAGCCUGUUGCCUCCACCCAGAACUUUCCCGCUCUAGUCGGCGUCGGUGCCUCCUUCAGCGUCGGUGAUCUUCCAGGAUGCAGCAUGUCCUUCCUCCACCUGCACCCCCGUGCCACCGAGCUCCUGACCGUUACCAAGGGACGCGUCUUAACCGAAAUGGUACCCGAGGCUGUCGUCGACUCCAAGGGAAAUCAACGCGUUAUCCGCGCCGAGCUGAAGCCCGGCAUGGUGACCGUCUUCCCGGCCGGUUCAUUCCACACGCAGGUGAAUCCCGACUGUGACACUGCCAGUUUUGUUGCAGCGUUCAAUAACGAAGAAUUCUCGGUGGGUUUGGUUGCACAGCAGGCCUUUGCGCUCAGCGAUGAUGUUAUUGCUGGCAAUCUUGGGCAGAGCAUUGCUGGGGAGGACAUUGAGAAAGUGAGGAAGGCAAUUCCUAAGAGUGCGGCUAUCGAGGUUGAGAAAUGUUUGGCGAAAUGCGGUAAGAAGAAGAACUAGGCUUGAUGCGUGUGAUAUGCUACGAGCGGAUGUUUUGACCGGGUUGUUUGAUAGAUUGGGGUGUCAACAUGUGGAAGGGUGAGUUCGG